CAGCGCAGAGUCAGCGCCCGGGACCGCUCCUCGGCCGCACGCGUCGCAGCCAUGGUCGGAAAAAAAGCACUGAUUGUACUGGCUCACUCAGAGAAGACAUCCUUCAACUAUGCCAUGAAGGAGGCUGCUGAAGAAACUUUGAAGAAGGAAGGAUGGGAGGUGAUUGAGUCAGACCUGUAUGCCAUGAACUUCAAUCCUGUCAUUUCCAAAAAGGACAUCACAGGUAAACUGAACAACCCUGGGAACUUUCAGUAUGCUGCUGAGUCUGUUCAGGCUUAUAAAGAAGGCCGCCUAAGCCCAGACAUUGUGGCUGAACAAAAGAAGCUGAUGGCUGCAGACCUUGUGAUAUUUCAGUUCCCAUUGCAGUGGUUUGGAGUCCCCGCCAUUCUGAAAGGCUGGUUUGAGCGAGUGUUCAUAGGAGAGUUUGCCUACACUUAUGCUGCCAUGUAUGACAAGGGACCUUUCCGGAAUAAGAAGGCAGUGCUUUCCAUCACCACAGGCGGCACCGGCUCCAUGUACUCUCUGCAAGGUGUCCACGGGGACAUAAAUAUCAUUCUCUGGCCAAUUCAGAGUGGCAUUCUGCAUUUCUGUGGCUUCCAAGUAUUAGAACCUGAACUGGCAUAUAGCAUUGGUCACACUCCAGCAGAUGCACGAAUUCAGAUCCUGGAAGGAUGGAAGAAACGCCUGCAGAAUAUUUGGAAUGAGACACCACUGUAUUUUGCCCCAAGCAGCCUUUUUGACCUUAACUUCCAGGCAGGAUUUUUACUGAAAAAAGAGGUACAGGAUGAACAGAAAAACAAGAAAGUUGGCCUUUCUGUGGGCCAUCACUUGGGCAAGUGCAUCCCAACUGACAACCAGAUCAAAGCCAGAAAAUAAGAUUCAUAAGACUGGAUUUCUCUCUAACAUGUAGUCAAGUCUGUGUAUCUUUUUUUCAAGUUUCACCAACUUACUUUAGUUUUUAAGAUCUGGGUGUUUCUUUUUCCACAAGGAAUGAAUAGGAGAGGAACUAGACUGU
Molecule: messenger RNA, 1015 nt
Organism: Galeopterus variegatus (Sunda flying lemur)
Lineage: Eukaryota; Metazoa; Chordata; Mammalia; Dermoptera; Cynocephalidae
Gene: NQO1
Product: NAD(P)H dehydrogenase, quinone 1
Exons: 6
Coding region: 52-876 (274 amino acids)
Cellular component (GO): cytosol
Molecular function (GO): NAD(P)H dehydrogenase (quinone) activity
Source: RefSeq, a predicted model, not a curated record